AUUGUGCUGGUUUUGUGGUGAAAUAGCUCCACAUCGUGUUUCAAGAAACGUUGAAAUAAUGGCGCAAGUAGAGGAAAGUAAAUUAAUUGCCAUCGGCGAUGUAUUGAACAACCGUGAGCGUCCACUAAAAGAACGCUUUCGAGCAUUGUUCACGUUGCGAAAUAUUGGAGGCGAAAGCGCGCUCGAAUCCAUCGGCCGGUGUUUCGAUGAUGAGUCGGCGUUGCUUAAACACGAGCUGGCUUACUGUCUGGGACAGAUGCAGGACGUGAGAGCGAUUCCUAUGCUAACGAAGGUGCUUGCCGAUAUGCAACAGGAACCGAUGGUAAGGCACGAGGCAGCUGAGGCACUCGGUGCCAUCGGGGACAUCUCAGUGGAGGAAACGCUGGUCAACUUCAGUAAGGACCCUGUUGUGGAGGUAGCGGAAACAUGCGAAAUCGCACUGGAACGAGUACGAUGGUUGAAACAAACGCAACAGCAAGCACUGAAAGACGAUCCGAAUCCGUAUGCCUCCGUAGAUCCCACACCACCGGCCGCUUCCAAGAGCAUUGAGGAGUUAAGGCGAAUCCUCAUGGAUGAAUCAGACACGCUUUUCAAUCGCUAUCGCGCCAUGUUUGCGCUACGUAAUCUGCGCACGGAAGAAGCCACCCUAGCACUGGCCACUGGACUGAAGGGCAAAAGUGCAUUGUUUCGGCAUGAGGUUGCGUUUGUGUUGGGCCAGCUGCAGGAAGAGUGUAGUAUACCAUUUUUGAUAGAAAAUUUGCGCGAUCCGGCCGAAAACGAAAUGGUGCGGCAUGAAUGUGCGGAAGCACUCGGUGCCAUCGCAACGGAGGAGUGCACACGUGUGCUGAACGAAUAUCUGCAGGACGACAAGCGCGUAGUAAAGGAAAGCUGCGAAGUAGCGCUGGACAUGUGCGAGUAUGAAAACAGUCCUGAAUUUCAGUACGCCGACACGCUCGUGAAGGUAGCAAACGAUGGAUAAUGAUCGAUGGUGGUGUAUGUUGGUGCAUACGGCGUGUGUAAAUACAACUUGAAGACAAACAGUACACCAGGCAUGGCGUUUAACAUAGAAAGCUAUAUUAUCCGGCAUUUUCUUCACAAGUCUUUCUGCUUUACUGUAUUUCUAUAAUUAAUUGGCGAAAGGAAUAAAACCGACGAAGAAAAUUUAUCACAAUU
Molecule: messenger RNA, 1173 nt
Organism: Anopheles moucheti
Lineage: Eukaryota; Metazoa; Arthropoda; Insecta; Diptera; Culicidae
Gene: nero
Product: deoxyhypusine hydroxylase
Exons: 1
Coding region: 59-979 (306 amino acids)
Biological process (GO): peptidyl-hypusine biosynthetic process
Molecular function (GO): deoxyhypusine monooxygenase activity
Source: RefSeq, a predicted model, not a curated record